UAUUGGUAUGCCAUCAUCGCUGACCAAUGGGGGUUUUUGUUAUUGAAAUGUCGCUAUUAUACACUGGAUGCUGACUACCUCGGCGGUGCAUUUGUUCUCUGGUCAGGCAUCGUCUACGUAAAGAUUAUUUUUGUCGUUGAAAAGUGCUCUGAAGCAAGUGUCGCCAUGUUGCUUCUCCCAACGUAGCUGUCCUACAUGUAUACCAUUUGGAACAAGGUCCAGCAGUAGGCCAUGGAUGAUGGUCGAUGCUUACUGGACGUUAUUGGUGACCCUAUUGCACUGGAUGAGUUCUUACAGAAUGAGGAUAGACAGCUGCAACCAAACCUGUACAGUGAAGUGACAGAUGAUGAACAGAUUAACUACCCUUCUAGCCAUCAACUCCUCUCACCGACUGACCUGAUCUUGCCUCAAAGUGACCCUCAACCGAGCUAUCUGCAGACAUCACUUGCCACAUCGGACACACUUGAUGCUCAGGCCGUAUCAAGCACAACUCACGGUGACGAGUUUGUGGGGAAAGCCAGCCCGGCCCAGCAAAAUGCCGCAGGGUCCGAUGCCUACAACCCACAAGCUCAGUUCGUCCAAGUGCAGCAGAGCACACAGGUUCAUGCUGUACCAUCCUCGGCCAGUUCCAACACUGCAAUCCCCGUAGCCACUAUCAAGCCAUAUGCCGAGACUCCAGCCCUGCAAGUGCUGAACGGGGGCACCAGUGUGGCAGGUGGUGUUGAAGACUCUGCCGCACAGGUUCCAGUGCAACUGGGGCAGACCGCCAGCCAGGUGCAGGAGCAGCCGGCCAAGGCAGCACCCACUGCCCAGACCCCAGGCGGCACCCUCCACUACUUGGCCCCAGGCUCUACCAUCAUCGCCAGGAAUGCGGCAGGCCAGCCUGUCACCUUGUCCGGCACCAUGCUGCAGGCCGUGCAGAGCAUGACCCAGUCGCUGGGGCCGAGUCAGGCCGUGGGCCAGCCCAUCCAGAUCAUACCCAGCAACCAGCUCCUGCAGCAGGGUGGGGCUCUCGCCCCGGGAAGGGUCAUGGCACUGAGCCAGGUCAUCAUUGGCGGAGCCCCUGGUCAGCAGAUCACUUUGGUCCAAGCCCCGCCCAAGGCCACGCCCAAGGUGUCUGGAAUGCAGACCAUCAUAGCCUCGCCUCAGGUCGUCAAAGGCCCCGCCAACAUACAGCCCAAGCCAGCUGGCGGCACUGUAGCCAAGACUCCCAUCUCUAUCAGACCUGUGCAGACUAUCACGAUACCCACGCAGGCCCUGCAGGCUGGUGCCGUUCCCCAAAAUUACCAGAUCAUCACCCAUCCAACACUGGGACCAUCUGUCAUGGUCUCGACGGCAAGCCAAGAUCAGACGCAGCAACCACAGGUGGUUUCACAGCUGCUGCAGCCAGCAGCAUCAUCUCAACAGGAGAAUAACAACAGUUCAUCACAGCAGCAAAGCUACCGCCUGGUGCCGCACCAGACAUCGGGUCAAAUUUUACAGAUUCCCACGCAGGCUGUGCAGCAAGGGAAUUCCAGCGGCCAGCAGCAGCAGCAGCAGAGCUAUAGAAUUGUCCAACAGCAGUCAACGGGGCAGCCGUUCCAGGUUGCCUCAGCCCAGCAAGACAGCAGCACUCCCGUCCAGCAGACCUACCAAAUAGUCAACCAGCCAGUUACUGGACAGGGCAACACCUUGACCAAGACUCUUGCUCAUCAGCAGGGUACUGGGACUUCACAGCCUGGCAUUGUCGUGCCUCAACAGGCCGUCGUCCUCCAAAAUCAGACCGUCCUUUCAAACUACGGGACAACCCAAAAAGUGCAUCCUGUGAUUACCAUCGGCACAAGUCAGGGGAACAUCAUUGUGAUGACGCAGGCUCAGCCUGUUGCCUCUACCACCACGACUCAGUCUGGAGUUGGGGUGGCACCAGAACUUGCCACGGGCGAGAGCCAGGCAGAGCCGGCAAACAGCAAAGCAAAGAAGUCCUCGCGACCCUCGAAGAAGAAGAAAACAACUGCAGACAUAGCCCCAAAGACGGGCGUAGCAGAGAGAGCGUCCCCUCUGCAAACACCAGCACAGGCCAUCCAGCGGGUUCCCACACACCAAAGCCCGGCCACCGUCGUCUUGCAGACAGACUUCACUAUCACUCCAAACGCGCAGGGUAUACCGACAAUGACUAUCAGUAAGGCCGGUAGUCACCCGACCAGUGCCCAGACGACCCAGUUGUCAGUGACGCCCCAAGUGACGCAAUCGACGUAUCAGGUGAGCUCAGUCUCGGUCCAGCAGAAGCAGCCAGAUGCUAAAGCGCAGGCCUUAUUGGAUGCUGACCAGCAACAGUUCCAGCUCUACCAAAAGGUGUUGAAGCUGCAACAAGCCCAGCAGCAACAGCACCAGCAGCAGGCUGGUCAGCAAUUGCAGCAGGCUGGCCAACCAGGCGGUCCGACUUCUCAUGGUGCCCAGCAGGCUAUCCAGCAAGCACUUCGACUGUCGCAGCAGCAGGCGCAGCUGUCUGCCCAGCAGGCACAGCUUAAGGCUCAGCUGUCACUCCAGCAAGUACAGCCUGCCCAGCAGAUUCUCCAAGCUGCUCCAGGCCAACUGGCGCAACAGGACCAACAGCAGCAGCAACAGCAAGGGACUCUGACAGUCAGUCAGCAGCAAGCCCAGCAAACUGUGGAGCAGGUUUUGCAGAGUUCACAAAUGGCGUACACCUCUCAGCAGCAGUUGCUUUCACUGAAUUCACAAGGGUUGCAGUCCCAGACUUCGUCAUCACAACCACCCCUGAGUCAGCCGCAGAUGGCACAGUCAUCUCAGCCAACUGCUGACCAGCAGACACCAUUGGCACAGCAACAGCAGCAGCAAUCAAAACCAGGGACACGGCAGAUGACCAUUGGGCAGGCCCUGCUGGCCCUCAUCAACCAGAGCGGCAAGGGACAGCAGAUCACAUCCCAGCAGCAACUACAGCAGUUCAUUCAGGCCAAUCCACACUUUCUUAAACAGCUGCAAAUGACCCUUCAGCAGCAGAAACAGCAACAGCAGUUGCAACUACAGCAGCAAAGUCAAAGUGCGCAGCCCCAGGCUGCAUCGAGCCAACCAGGUGAUCUACAAGCAUCGAGUGCCCAGCAAAGCCAAGGGACACCUCAGCUAGCCAGUGCCAACAGUAACAGUGAUAAAUCAGCAACUCAAGUCCAGCCUUCCCUGGAGCAAGGAUUGCAGGUUUUGCCCCAGACCAGAGUUACUGCCGUUUCACAACAGCAGGCUGUCAGCUCUCAAGUACCGCACACAUUUGGAGGGUUGGGCUCAGCAGCUAUCCAUCUGGCAAGAUUGCGCCAGCAGAAACAGCAGCAGCAGCAACAACAAAGCAGUGCAUUACCCGUAGACCAACAAGGGGCUAAUGGUGGAACCAGCCCCCAGCAGGCCGUGGCUCAGAGUCAGCUGCAGCAGCAGAUCUCCCAGGGAGCGACCGGGCAACAGGCCGGUCUGGCCCAGGCCAAGCAGAGCCCACUUCUUGGUCAGCUCACGAGUGUUGUGCAGACCUCGCAGAGCUUGGAUCAGCCAUCUCAGGGCAGCCUCCAAAUUGGCCAGGGGAACCUGUUCCAGAUGACCUCACAAAAUGUAGCCGCCGCGCCUGCUGCACAGGUAACUGUUCAACAGCAGCUGCAGCAACAGCGACAGUUGAGCGCCUCGUCAGCCGUGGUUCAGGUGCAGCAGCAGAGUACCAGUCAGAUUGGAGCGGACCAGCUGUCACAAGGUGGCCCCGCCCAGGUGCAGGUGGGCACUCCUGCAAGUGGCCUACAGGUGCAGACUGUUCAGCGAGCAGGUGACAAUGCAACACAGCAAGGGGUGCAGGUGCAGUACCAAGGCCAGCAGCAGCAGCAGCAAGGGUUGCUAGUGCAACAAAGGGUCAGCCAACAUCAAGGGAUGGAGGUGCCGCCAAAUGUACAGCUGCAAGCUGUUCACCAGCAGCACAGUGUGCAAGAACAGCAGCAGGGGAUGCAACAGCAGCAGCAAGGCAUGCUAGUGCAGCAACAAGGAGUUCAGAUGCAACAACAGCCGCAGGGUGGGGAGCAAGGCAGCUCAUCGGGAAUCACUCAGGUGUCGAGCCAGGCCCCAAGCGGUCGGCAGCAGGUCAUCCAGCAGAUCAGCAUCCAGGCCCAACGGCAGCUGCAGCUGGUGCAGAGCCACAUCCGGCAGCUGGGCGCCCUGGCCAGCCCUACUGACCAGCAGAAGAACAUGCUGGCCCAGCUGCAGUCUCUGCAGCAGAAGAUCGUGCAGCAGGCCCGCCAGCAGCUGUCUCAGUACUUGGCCUCGGGAGCGUCACAGCAGCAGAAGCCCACCUCGACGUCGCAGGCAACCACCGGCGCCGCAGCAACCCUGCAGUCGCAGGGCCUGAGUCAGUCCACGCCGGCCUUUGCCUCAGCCCAGAAGCCGGCAGCAGGGGCCGGGCAGGUCCUGUCGCAGUCGCUGAACAGCAAGGAUGCCCUGCAGCAGCAGCAACAACAGCAGCAAGGCGCACAGCAGCUGGCCUCAGCUGUUGCAACUGCCGCGGCUAUUCAAGCAUCCCUAAAGGGAGCAGCCCAGGCGGGCAACUCCACCCUGACCCCUAAGCAGCGGCUGCUGGUCAGGCAACUGCAGGAGCAUCUCAAGAAGGUGACACCCGAGCAGCAGCAGCAGUUCUACAAGAUGCACCAGCCCCUGCUGCUCAAGAUCCAGGCGCAGGCAAGGUCAAGUAGCAGUCAGCCUGCAGUGGCACCACACCCGCAGCAAAUCACUCAACAGCAGGUCAGCAGCAGCAGCCCCACCAAGAAGAACAUCGCCAUCAAGCCGGCAAUCGCAUCCAAGCCAGUCGCCUCCAAGGAGCCCCCGAAGGAGAUCCUGCCCAAGCCAGAGAAGGAGAAGCACAAGCAUAAGUCCAAGCACAAAGACAAGGACAAGGAGAGAGAGCGGGACAAGGAGCGGGAGAAAGAGCGGGAGAAAGAGAAGGACAAACUGUCCAAGAAGCCCAAACCCACCCCACUUGCCAAGCAGUUAGCUCAGGACCAAGCCAGCGCGGAGAAGGCAGACACCAAGAAGCCCUUCACCACAGCCAGCAAGGCCAUCAAGAGAUUGCUGCCCUUCCACCUGUGCCAAGACAAAACCGCCACCGACAAGCAGCUCGCCCUGACUGACGAAAUAUUUGAAACCAAGUGUAUCGGUUUGAUGGAAAAGAAGCAACGGAUGCUCGACAAGUACCAGCUGCUCCUAUACAAUGAGAGCAUGAGGCUGAGACCAUCGGCAGAGGUGGUGAUGAUCGAGCGGAUGUUCCUCAGCGACGAGCGGAACAAGCUAGAGGCUGACAAAAAGCUUGCUGCGGCAAACAAAGAGCUGCUCCACAGCAGUACAUCUAUCUCAAACACCUUGACCAUCUCAGGACAUCCAAGCACGGUCAACACAACCACCACCACAACAUCAUUACCAGCAGGGUCCACCUCUGCCAAAGUGAAGCUAGGCCAAAAGAUGGAUACACCAAUUCUGCGUGAGUUGGUAACAUCCUCAUCAAUACCCCAGAAUCUCCUUUCGCCAAGGAUUGCCGCUGCAUUGACGGAAGUCGUGGCCACCAAAAUGGCUUCCACGGCACACAAUCCAGACAGGGAAGGGGGCGCAAUGGCCAAAGAGAAUGGGGCACUUGAAUCGUCAAGCUCCGAGAGCGGGGACAGCCUGAGGAACGGCAGUGGGGAUGGGCCGGACUCUCCCCGCUUACCACCCAAAAAGCGUAAGGUGGACAUGAGCGCAUACUUGAUCGAGGAUUCAGCGGGGCCCAACGAGGGUAACAUUGAGAAUCACGUCAAAUUAAAACUGAAACGGAAGCCGGCUGCUGAGAUGAUGGAUCCCGGCAGAGAGGUCCCCUCUGCCCGACAUCUCAGCGACAAGAUCCCAGGAGUGAGCGAGGUGGAGAUUUCCCAUCCAACUAACCAAAGAAGAUUGACGCCUGACCGACGACCUUCCUUCCAGGAUACCUUCCUGAAAUCUAUUGGUAUCGAAGAAAAGGCUGUUAGCAACACCAUCAUGCCGGUUCAAGAGGAACUGAGAGAAAACAAGGAAGUUGAGGAGGCACCAGUCCAGGAUGAAGAGAGUGAUGAAAAGAUCUCUGUUGUGGACCUACAAGAGCAGAUGGAGUGUGCCAUCAACAGCAUCUUGGACUUACAGCGACAGGAGCCUGUCCCAAAGAGCCCUGGCCUAAAUUGCCCUAAAGUUCUCCAGGACAUUGCAGUGGUCAAGCCAGCUAUCCCCCAGAUGAAACCCCAGUCCCCUAGGGAAGUUCAGGAACUUGGGAGUGACGGAAUGAACUUUGAUGACCAGUCAGCCCUCUCGGACAUUGACUUUGAGAGCCACACUAAUUCCAUCGAAUACGACCUCGGGCACAUCGGGGACACUUUCCCAUUUGACACUGACGACCAGACCCAGUUCCUGCCUGACCGGAACACAGACAUCUUCCAUACAGACAUCAGCAGCUCCUCCUACCCACCUGCUCCCACUGCGACAGCCAUCAAUGCCAGCCCAGUCCCAGAGCAUGUGAUCAAUGAAGACACAGAGUCCAGCCUCUACAGCAGUUGUGGAGUGGAGAAGCAGCAUCCGGCCUCCGAGUCAGCACGGAAUGGCUACGGAAACACAAACGAUGACUCGCCUCUGCUGGACGAAAGUUCAGUGGUGGCACAAUUUCAGAGCGAACUGAGCAUGCUCCAGCAUCGGCAGGCAGAAGAGGAGCAAGUGUCAGAGGAGGAAUUUUUCACUGGUGGUACUGGCACGGAAACUGCGGAGACAGACCCUGACCUUGAGGCCGCAGUCAACAGCAUACUUUUCUGAAGAUAGUGUCACUACCAGGGCCUAGCCGGGUUGGACGACAUCUACAUUGCAUUGCCACUUAAGUCCAGGGUAUGAAAGUCUUCCAACUAUGCAAAAUUUUUUACGUGGUAAAGACAGCUCAAAAUGUCAUUCAGAAGUGUCUUGGGUCCCAAAUUCCAUAAAUGCUGUUUUGAAAUUAAUAAAUAUGCCCACAGACAACUGUCUUUUGCAGGAAAUUCUGCGAAACGCCACGCUUUCUGGCGCGAUUCCCUAACGAUCUACAUAGUACAUGUACAUACACGUUCAUCUAGCGUGCAUACUCGUGCGAAAUGCAUAGUAACCAGGUGCCAUUACAAAUGCGCGGAAGAGCCGUGGGCGUGAAGAAGUCGUAGAUAAGGCCUUGUCCAAACAUGGCUUCCAAAUAUACGGCUAGGUCUGUUGUCUGCGCGUCUCCACGUUUGUAAUGGAGCGAAGACCUAGACCUAGCUCUAGACAACAUGCGUAACUGACAGAAUGUGGGCCGAGCUUUGAGGCCAUUUCGUGCAUACGCAAAUGAGUACUACCGUACGAACGUGGGUUGUUCAUGAACCGUGACGGAAAGCAUAGAGUUUCUCAGAAUUUCCUGCAAAAUACAUUGUCCAUGGGCGUAUUUAGUAAUUUCAGCACAGCAUUUAUGGAAUUUCGGACACAAGGCACUUGUGAACGACAUUUUGAGCUGCCUUCGCAAGGGAGAAAUUUGAGAAAAAACUGAUGGAAAAAAUUUCGCAAAAAAUUUGGUAGGACGUUUAUACCCGGGACGUUAGUCACAAUGCGAUGUAGACAUCGUCCAACCUGGGUUAUACCAGGGCCCAACUUCUCAGAGCUACUAAACAGAGAAUGUGUUAGGUGUGGAAUAGCAAAAACUGGCUACCAACAUAAGUUCCAUGUGUUUUUCAUGUCUGGUUCUCCACUUAUUUGCGUAGCACAUAAAUUUGUUCUGCAAUCAGGGUUCCCACAGUUAUGGAAAAUCCUUGGAAAAAGUUGUCCUGGAAAGUCAUGGAAACUUUGGAAAAAUAGGAUGUCCCAGAAUCCUAUUGUUACAGGGGGAAAAGCUAAGUAAUUCAAAACAUGCAAGAGUUAUUUUUGAUGGACCGUUUCAAAUGAAAUAACAGAGUGAUUAAUUUACAGACUGUAUCCUUGUCAGUCUCUAGUAGUGGCUAUGGCAGUCCUCUCAUUCAAAAUACCAAACAACUUUAUCCAUUGCCAAAUGACAUUAAAUGUCAUGGAAAUUCCUGGAAUUUGGUCUGAGAAUUUUUGUGGGAACCCUGAGCAGUGUUUGCUACCUAGCAUUUCCUUGAAGUUGGGCCCAAACCGGACCAAAGGUGCGCGGUCGCGUAAGGAACUUAGGAUGUCAGCGACAUGCAACAGGGGGCAGAGCUCUCCUGAAGGGCUGCCUUCCCCGUCUGCGAAGCAGUUACCACACGUAUGCUGCCAAAAAGGUCUCUCCACCAUUUUCUGAACCUUGGCUUCAACUCACCCCACCUCCUCCUGGCUUCAGUACCAAGAAUCCUGUUCCCGGUAAUUGUGAGUUUUCUUUGGUGACAGAGAUUGUCUAAUGCAGGGACAAAGGUUGGUUCUUUUUUUUGUUUUUGUUUUUUGUUUGUCUUGUUUGGUUUUAAACGUAAAUGCCCGAAAGUGAUUCAGGAUGCUGAGAUGAAGCUGGAGGCAGGCAGAUCCAAAGAAUUGGCAUUAUAUCACUGGAAUGAAUUUGAAUGAGUAAAAGAUAGAAGUCCACUUUCUGUAGUCAGUCACUCGUAAAAGUGUCUUGACAGUGGCUUCAUUCACAUAAAUUUUCCCACUAGAACAGCUUCACACGUUUAGCAAGCCCACAUCAUAUUGGUGGUGUGUGAUUCCAGCCAGCAUGAUAUGCCGAGCAGCCCAAGUGAUUUAUGCUGAUGGCUGAACUGUUGCCCCUUACUGUACAUUCAGCUUUCGGUAACACCUACCCUGACCAUUCCCCCAACCUUGACAUAAUGCCAGGUAAAAGUGCUGCUCGAGUGUCAUUUUGGUGCUGUGAGCAACCAUGGUUUAUACAUGGUGUUUGCGCCAGUGUGUUAGAGCAUGUGAUCUCUAUUAGUUCCAAAACCCAGGUUUACUACUGUUUUGUCAGAUUUUCUGUGCCCGUUCAAAUUCUGCAGAUCUCUGUUCUGUGGAUGCCACAUUUUGUUUGAACUCGUGUGUCUUUUCCUCUGGUUCUCAGUGGACCAUUGGCUCCCACUCACUCUGUGAGAAAGCACACGUACAUAAACAAGAGUGCAAAGUCAUCAGUACAUAGGCCUAUUCAUCUUGAUGUCAACGGUCACGGGAUUGUGUAAACGGUUGAGAUUCAUCUCUAAAUUGUGUGUACUCUCGUCUAAUUUUGUCUUUAAUUUGCAAUCAGUGUUGAUUGUUCUCAUGUUAGUUGAGCUGAAAUCUAGAGGCUGUGUUUUGUGGAUUCCCUGAGACGAGAAGAGAACAAAAAGAACCUGCGGGCAAAGAGUGGUCAGUUACAUUGAACAGUCAAUCCAUAAGACGUCCAAAAGUCCACACAGACAUUAUUAGACUUGGCCAUAUGUCAGGAGAGGUUCAACCGUUGUUUUGUCUUCUGAAGCCUGUGUCGUGAGUCCAUACCUAUGGAUACUGAACACAAGUCUGAGAAAGAUAUACUGCAUAGUUUACCGUGACAAGACCAACACAAGACUGACCUCCAAUCUGAAUUCAAGGCAUAGGCUAUUGAAUUGAACUGCAACAGAGACGUUCACUUUGUUUCUUGUUACUUGUCUUGUUUCUGAUCUUCAAAAUUGUUUUGUGAUGGUCCCGACUACAACACUAAUAUUAUAGUUAUACGAAGUUGUCACAAAUGGUUACAUUCUCUCAGAAGCACUGUAGUCCCGCCAGCCUUCAAUGCACUCCAGGUUAUGUGCAGCAUAACAGUCUCACAGACUCAUUUUGUGAGAACCAGUUACUUACGGCAGGCUUGCUCUAUUUGAUAGAAAUGGACAGUGGGAUGCCAUUGAACAAACUCUGGCUCCAUCUUCAUAGACCUUUAUGAUGAUACUGCCAUGUUUUUCUUGUUUCCUGUAGACCCAGUGGCGAUAGUAGUUCAAGUUCACAUACUGAUAAAAGGGAACAGACUGUUUUUCCUUCAAGGCUCAGUUUGGUUACAUUGCUUUGAAUGGUAGAGAAGCAAGAUGACUGCCCCAUGAAAGGGGGGUCCUGACAACUGUACCGUUUGCCAACUCGACUUGGGCCAACUCGACUGUUGAGACAACUCUACCAUCUGUGCAUCAAAUUGAGAGACAAGUCGACUGUUGGACAAGUUUCCUCUCGACUAAGUCGUCUGUUGAGACGUGUGAAAUACUUCAAAUUCAGACUGUUUAGUACUGGCCUCAUGCUAGGCCUACCCGCUUUUGAAACUUGUACAUUGUCAUGUCAAUAGUCCAAGAUGAAAACCAAUUGGCAUCUGGUAUUGGGCAGAUGUUGAGUUGGGGCCUUGCCAGAGAGGGAUGGAUACCGCAUUGUCUGUCCCUGUGAGAGCUAUGCCAGCCCACGCUCCCAGAGUUGCUACGUCACGCGACGCACACAAUGCGGGUGUUUCACAAUAGCGCGCUUCCAAGAGUUUGUAGUGCAUUUGCGCGUUUGGAAAGGGUGGACAGAUUUUGCACAUUGUCACUGGCCAACGCAGUGCAAAUUCUGUUGGAGGCGUGCGAUUGUGAAUUGCCCAUAUUCUAAAUGCAUAAGACAGUUAAAAUUAUAGAGCUACAGUGUAUAUAAAAAUUAAAACUCUACGGUGAAAAUAUUUGCACCCGUGCUGACCUGGCCACGUAUUUGAAUUUUCUUAUGUAGACAUCUCACAGGGUCGAGUUUUCUCUUUGCUCAAGUCGAGUUUUCUUAACGGACGACUUGCCAAACAGUCGAGUUGACCCAACGGUCAAGUUUUCUCCAUCGGUCGAGUUUUCCCGAGUCGAUUGACAAAUAGUCGAGUUGUCCAACACGUGAAAGAGGUCCAUUGUCUCAAGCGUAAAAGGCCGGUUCAUACUUGGUACGAAAGCAAACAUGAAGGCAAAUUUGUGACGUCAGGUUAAAUACGUGUAUUCGCGUUGCGAAUUUGCAAAAGGUGCACGCGUUUGAACUCCGAGUGAAAUUUUGCUGCUAAUCUGUUGUGAUGUCAAAUUUGCUUCGCUUUCAUAUUUGCCUGAAGUAUGAGCCUUCCUUUUCUAGUAAGCAGUACCCUGUUGCAACCACUUGCAAGCCGGAGGCCUUAUUAGGUUCCAUGAGUGCCUGGUCUAUUUCUGGCUGCUAUCGUAGCUUUCAGACUAGCUAGUAAACAGAUUGACUGUGCCAAAGUGGCUGCAAUAUAAAGAGACUCUCGUCAGUGUUUGUACAGAUUCGUUUGCAAGUUUCACCAUUUUAACACUGAUCCUAAGUUCUUGACUCGAGCCCUAGUGUUACUGAAGUAAUUUUUCUACCCCUCUACGUUACUCAAGAAUCCCUGGGCUGGCCUGCGUUUUGUUUUCACGAACGAAGUGGAUAUUUAGCUGUCGCCGGCAAAUUCAACUGUUAGCCCCUAGCUAGCCGGUUUCAGGCAGACAGCACCCUCUUUGUUGCGUAUACAUGUGCACAAGUAAGGCUGUAAAUUUUAUUAACAUUACCUUGAGGUUUCAAGCAGGGGUCACAGUCAUAGCGCGCACGCGCGUAAUCUUAAGAUCACGUGACACAUUCGCAACUGUGUCCGAUCUCCAGCUAUCGUCUUUUUUGUUCCAAAGAUUAAGAAGUUUCUUCUUUUUUACAUCUAAAUUAACACCAACUUUUAAUUACAGAGUUUAACUUUUUGUUUUUCUGAUUUGUGGCUCUAGACAAUUUUUUUUCAUAAGAUAAAAGUUCGAAAUGGUUGGGUACCCACCUUGUGAAUACCAAGUCACAACGACUGUGUUGGCGCAGAACCAAACUAAUAUUUGCCACGGUAAGAAUUUAAGUCAAAAAAGUUAUGUGCCCGGCAAAAUAUCGUUUAGUUGUAUUUGCCAGCGACGGCUAAGUAUGCACUGCCUUUCCAAUUACCUUUUGUCCAGCCCGAGUUCCUGUUUGUGUGGAAAUGCCUUAAUGAUACUGUGUGUUUAUUUUUUCGUGCUCUAGAACAAGCCAAAGUUUUGUGUGGGGGGGGGUUGUUUGUGUUCGCACGUGAAGCUUUGUGCCGAAGAUUUGCUUGUAUUUUAUGCAGGCGUGUACUGAAUGUGGUAUACAAUUUUGAGCGUAUGAGUUUGUGCACAGUACAAUUGAGGUACCGUGUGAUGCUGGGGUCCGUACAAAACAAAAGGAGACUGGACUUCGCGGUGGUCCAUAUCUCAUAUGGUACAGGUCAAGCUGUAACGGGUCUCGGGCCAGUUUCAGAGAACUGCUAAGCAGCAGGGUAAAAUCGACGGUGGCAUCUCAAUACCAGUUCACAGCAGAACCAAGUCUUGAUGCAAGCUGAAAAGGUAUACAAGCCUUCAGCACGUGUCGCAUGCAUGGAAUGCAUUGGGUUUGGAUAGGUUGACACGCUCGUCACGAAAGAGAGAUGUUGCUAGUGACGGUUCACUGCUCAUUUCGUAGCCGAGCAGGUCUCGGUGCCACGGACUCACGGAGCAGCUUAACACUGAUUUUUACUCCACCAAAACAGCUCACCAUCCAAAGUAUCAAAUUCAUUCAUCAUGUUUUGCGUGCUACUUGCCCUCUGUCAUUUCGCUGAACUGUGCUGUCUGCUCGGCAACUCUCAGAAACCAGGCUGUGGUCCUACACCGCGUAAGCUACAUUAUGCUGUUCUGCAUAUCCCUGGAACGAUUUGUCAAUCGUAGAGAACAGCGUGUUUUUUUUAGCACAAGUCCGCUGCCAUUUGAUACGCAAUCACGGAAGGUUACCAAAUUAUGUGGUUAUACCACUGUGAUAUUGAAGUACAAUGUUUCGUGAAAAGGGGGUUUAAAAAAACUUUAUUUAGAAAUACAGUUGUCUCAAGUGCAGAUUUGAUGACCAAAAGCGAGAAUUUUGUGAAAAUCUAUUUAUGACUAUUUAUUAACCUGAAUUAUGUUGAAAAAUUGCUUAUCAUUGUUGGUUGUCCAUCUGUUGAAUAAAUCAAACCUCUCAGGAAAUCAUAA
Molecule: messenger RNA, 12941 nt
Organism: Acanthaster planci (crown-of-thorns starfish)
Lineage: Eukaryota; Metazoa; Echinodermata; Asteroidea; Valvatida; Acanthasteridae
Source: RefSeq, a predicted model, not a curated record